This is a messenger RNA of Aspergillus piperis CBS 112811, 627 nucleotides long. RefSeq lists its product as uncharacterized. The transcript has a single exon. The coding region runs from base 1 to 627 and encodes 208 amino acids. The record is from RefSeq and is a predicted model, not a curated record. Lineage: Eukaryota; Fungi; Ascomycota; Eurotiomycetes; Eurotiales; Aspergillaceae.
AUGGCGUCCAACGGCCGUGGAGACAUCGCCCUCCUGUGUCUGGUAUACAGCGAAACCCUCGAUGAAAAUUAUGAAUCGCUCAUUGGGGAAUUGAGUAGGAGAUACAACUUAGUACGGUUACCAACAGCCUCAGUUGCACGCACAUAUCUAGCGAAUCACAGCCCGAAGAAAAUCAUUGUGACAGACGGGGGCAUAAGCGAGCCAGAGAACCAAGACAUAGCGAGAAGGUUAAAGACCUAUCUCGAGGAUGGUGGAUUGGUAACAUUCGCGCUGGACUUUGCGAGCUCUAUUUCUGGGGAUGAAUUCAACAAUCUCUUUGGUCGGAAAUUUGGCACACCCUGGGAGUAUGACGGCAGCUGCAAGACCAUUUGUCGAUUCAAUGCAAACUGCAUUGUCCCAGCCGGACCGGUUCCUAACUGCUCCUAUAAUAUGGAGGCACAUCUAAUCAAGAACGCUUCACCUAUCGAGCGAAUUGUUGUUCCGCUGGGAAGUUCCAUGGUAAGACCCAAGGAACAGGGUCAAGCCGCGGUAGUUGGAAGGAAGCAAGGCAAAGGAUAUUUAAUCUAUUGUGGGAACGAGAGUGUUGAGGAGGAAUUGGGCAAGAUGUUACUGCUUAUGUGCAUCUAG